Phragmites australis (common reed) is the source of this 1911-nucleotide messenger RNA. RefSeq lists its product as uncharacterized. The transcript is spliced from 3 exons. The coding region runs from base 677 to 1666 and encodes 329 amino acids. Lineage: Eukaryota; Viridiplantae; Streptophyta; Magnoliopsida; Poales; Poaceae. The record is from RefSeq and is a predicted model, not a curated record.
UAUAGGCAAUCCCGACCUCUCCUCUCCUCUCCUCCCUUCUCAUCCGCACCCUCGUCCUCGCCCUGAUCCAGUUCCCCAAUCCCUCGCCUGAUCGCUCCAUUCCUCGUCGUCUUCUCCGAGCCAAAGCGAUCUAAGCGGAGCCGUGAUCCGAUCCACGCGCGGAGCGUAGCCUCGGGGUCCCUCUCGCCGCCGCCUCUUCCGCUCGUGGUCGCCGGGAUCCGCCGAGUUGGAUCUCGAGGCAUAAACGUUGCGGGCGCCCGGCGAGGAUACGAUGCCUGCGGUGCUCGCCGCGUUCGCCAGCCUCCGCGCGGCAGCCGCUAUCGCCUCCAGGGACUCCGCCUUCCCCUUCUCCCACCGCCUCAAGCAAUCGUCCUCCUCCCAUCGUUUUAGUAGUAAUUUUAGAAGUAGUAGUAAUUGUCUUUGACCUUUGCCUUCCCCUCAUCGCCCACGCCCAUCGGUCGUAACCUCGCGUCGUUAGCGGUAUCGGGUUCGAUCUGGUUGUUCUCGAUCCGAGGCUUGUCUGGCUGUGAGGGUUAGGUGCUCGGUCUCGGGCUUCCCUGGUUGUCGGAGUUUGGUGUGGGUUCGAAAGGAAGCGAUUUUGGGUGUUGGACGUGGUGGUUGCCGUUGCUACGACAAAAGAGAAACUUCUCUUCUGAAUUUGGGAUUAAGCUUGUGGAUGGGCGAACCUUUGGUGGACUUCAGCGCUGAAGGUGUUAGCAGCAGCUUAUGUUUCUGCUACAGCACCUGUGAAAAUCCAGGUUGUGAGCACAGCUGUGCUUGCUGCAAAGAUGGAGAUUUUGAAGCUGAAAUAGCUUAUGGGCAAGAUGACUUGGUUGUUGAGGAAAUUGGAACAGCUCUUUCCGAAGUGACGCAUGUCUAUGAUGAUGACGGUCCUGAUCUAGGUGAAAACUAUGAUGAAGAUGAUGACCCACUUCUUUGUCUGGAAUCUGAUUCAACUGAUGAUUUAGUGGAUGAUGACACUGAAGUGGUCAUAUCACCUGCCUUCCCUAGUGGUGAUGCAUCUGAAUCAUCAAUUGGCAAAUCAGAUGAUGGAAAUUCAACUAAUGGCACUCCAAAGCUGGUUUCUGCAAUAAAAGGAACCCGUGCAAAACAGGGAAUCGUCACAAAGUUGAGCGUUUCAUGGGCCCCUGAUGUGUAUGAUCCUCCUGUUACUUCUGACUCUCACACUGUGAGGGAACACCAUAGUAGUUCAAGGAAGGGCCACUACAAAUACAAGCCCUCUAAGAGCAACAGCAGCAGCCGCAGUACCACUGGCAGCAAAAAGGACAAGAAGCAUUCUCGCCACAGUAGCAGCAGCAGCAACAACAAAAAAGAUAGGAAACAUGCUUACCGCAGUUCCAGUAGCGGCAUCAGCAGCAGAACUGAUUCUAGUGUACCUCAAUAUCUUAAGGCAUACAGCGCCAGCCGCGGUGGUGGCAGCAGAACUGACACUGGCUGCCUUGAAUCUGCUAAGGUAUCUCCAUUGGUGCCAGCUGAUAGUGCCGCACUGCCAGAGGUCGUGCCUAUGCUUAAGACCAUGGAAGAAAUCAAAUGCGGCACCAGCUGCUCCAAGGAGAAGCCUUUCACCUUGCUGUCGCGCCAGUUUUCUCCUGCAAGGUACAAGGGGAUGUUCUCCUUUUGGAACCAAAACCAGCUGGCUUCGUAAUCAUCACUUGCUGCCGUACGGUGCUCAAUUGGAAGUCUUCGUUGGUACUUAUGUUUUACCAGUGAGGUCGUGGUUUGGUAUCGUUCUCUUCGUCGCUCUGUUUAUGCCUGCCUUUGAACUUCAGAAAUCUAAGUUUUCAAAUAUUGUCGGUCAAAGUACUUGUACAUUUGAGCUUGUUUCCUAUAUUUCCACAUUCUUUCAUGUAAUUUUUACCUAUUUCAUGUGUAUUUGAUUGUCUGUUUGCA